Molecule: messenger RNA, 1395 nt
Organism: Triticum aestivum (bread wheat)
Lineage: Eukaryota; Viridiplantae; Streptophyta; Magnoliopsida; Poales; Poaceae
Product: DNA-3-methyladenine glycosylase
Exons: 5
Coding region: 81-1136 (351 amino acids)
Biological process (GO): base-excision repair
Molecular function (GO): DNA-3-methyladenine glycosylase activity
Source: RefSeq, a predicted model, not a curated record
UUUCAAAACCCAUCUUGCCUCCAGACCAAAGAACAUUAGCUUCCAUCUAGCCGCCAUUAUUCCUGACCGCAGUUCUCACAAUGCUGAGCACCACGGCGCACCACAGCAGCAGGCAGACGCAUGCUUUCGAGAAGAGCCCAAGCCGCGGCCGCCACGGCUCGGCCAGGAAGAACGGCAGCAUAGACAGGAGGCUGCAGCUGCAGGCGAUGAGCCACGCGAGCAAGUACCUGCAGCGGAUGCUUGUGUGCCCGCCGGGGCUGGGCGGCGGCGUCCGGCGGAGCGGCUCCGGCCUCUCCCUGUCGUCGCUGUCGCUGUCGCAGAACUCGAGCGACUCGUCGCUGAGCAGCUCCAACUCCAGCAGCUGGGAGCCCAAGGUGCCGCUCAUCUACGGCGGCACUUUCAGCCCGUGGGGUGACGUGCUCGUGUCCCUGGAGAGGAGGAAGGGGGACGACUGCGACGACGACGACAAGGUGAGCGGCCGUGAUGCGGAGGAGGAGGAGGAUUUUGAGUGUAGUGAGCCCGGGGGCUUGCACAGAUGCAGCUGGAUCACCAAGAACAGUGAUGAGGCAUAUGUCCAGUUCCACGACGAAUCCUGGGGCGUUCCGGUGUACAGCGACGACCGCCUGUUUGAGCUGCUCACCCUGUCGGGGAUGCUCAUAGACCACAAUUGGACAGAGAUACUCAAGAGGAGGGACAUGUACAUGGAAGCAUUUGCGGGCUUUGAUCCCAAUGUAGUGGCGAAGCUGAACGAGGAUGACAUCGCCGUGAUCAGCGCCAAUAAGGAGCUCAAGCUAGCAGAGUGCAGAGUGCGGUGCAUCGUGGAGAACGCUAAGUGCAUAAGAAAGGUGGCAAAGGAGUUUGGGUCUUUCAGUGGGUACAUCUGGGGGCACAUGAACCACCGGCCUAUGGUGGGUAAAUACAAGCACCACAAGUACAUCCCUCUCCGAACACCCAAAUCGGAGGGGAUGAGCAAGGACCUAAUCCGACGGGGUUUUCGGCUCGUUGGUCCUGUCAUUGUCUACUCCUUCAUGCAAGCCUCUGGCAUGGUCAUCGAUCACCUCGUCGGCUGCUUUCGGUUCUCUGAGUGCGUCCGCCUUGCCGAGCGGUCUUGGGGUAUCACAAAUGUCGCCACAUAGACGCCCAAGCACUCCAGUCUCUUGCUUGACAUUCCAAUGUUUGCUUCACAAUAACCUUUUCCCCCCAAAAUACGCAAGAGCUGUGUAUCCUUUAUUUAUUUAUUUUUUGAUUAGUGAUGUAUGGGUUGUAAAUUAUGUAAAGUAGACUACUAAGUUAUGUUUUCCUUCUACUUGUGGUAGUGUGACUGGUAUGCAAGUUGCUACGGUUAAGUUUUGUUUUCUGAACAAGUUAAGAAUAUAUCCUUUCGUUUGGGCCUAA